AUGGACGUGGACGUGGACGUGGACAUGGACGUGGACGUGGACGUGGACGUGGACGUGGACGUGGACGUGGACAUGGACGUAGACGUGGACGUGGACAUGGACGUGGACAUGGACGUGGACGUGGACGUGGACGUGGAGGACGUGGACGUGGACGUGGUGGACGUGGACGUGGACGUGGACGUGGACGUGGAGAACUUGGACGUGGACAUGGACGUGAACGUGGACGUGGAGGACUUGGACGUGGACAUGGACGUGGACGUGGAUGGACGUGGACGUGGACGUGGACGUGGACGUGGACGUGGACAUGGACGUAGACGUGGACGUGGACGUGGACGUGGACGUGGACGUGGACGUGGACGUGGACGUGGACUGGACGUGGACGUGGACGUGGACGUGGACGUGGACAUGGACGUGGACAUGGACGUGGACGUGGACGUGGACGUGGACGUGGACGUGGACGUGAACGUGGACAUGGACGUGGACGUGGACAUGGACGUGGACAUGGACGACGUGGACGUGGACGUGGACGUGGACGUGAACGUGGACGUGGACCUGGACGUGGACGUGGACGUGGACGUGGACGUGGACGUGGACAUCGACGUGGACGUGGACGUGGACGUGGAGAACUUGGACGUGGACGUGGACGUGGACGUGGACAUGGACGUGGACGUGGACGUGGACGUGGACGUGGACGUGGACAUGGACGUAGACGUGGACGUGGACAUGGACGUGGACAUGGACGUGGACGUGGACGUGGACGUAGACGUGGAGGACGUGGACGUGGACGUGGAGGACGUGGACGUGGACGUGGACGUGGACGUGGAGAACUUGGACAUGGACAUGGACGUGAACGUGGACGUGGAGGACUUGGACGUGGACAUGGACGUGGACGUGGAACGUGGACGUGGACAUGGACGUGGAGUGGACGUGGACGUGGACGUGGACAUGGACGUGGACGUGGACGUGGACAUGGACGUGGACGUGGACGUGGACGUGGACGUGGCCGUGGAGAUGGACGUGGACGUGGACGUGGCCGUGGACGUGGACGUGGACGUGGACGUGGACGUGGAGGACGUGGACGUGGACGUGGACGUGGAGGACGUGGACGUGGACGUGGACGUGGACGUGGAGAACUUGGACGUGGACAUGGACGUGAACGUGGACGUGGACGUGGACGUGGACGUGGAGGACGUGGACGUGGACAUGGACGUGGACGUGGACAUGGACGUGGACGUGGAGGUGGACAUCGACGUGGACGUGGACAUGGACGUGGACGUGGACGUGGACAUGGACGUGGACGUGGACAUGGACAUGGACGUGGACGUGGACAUGGACGUGGACGUGGACAUGGACGUGGACGUGGACGUGGACGUGGACGUGGACAUGGACGUGGACGUGGAGAUAGACGUGGACGUGGACAUAGACGUGGACAUGGACGUGGACAUGGACGUGGACGUGGACGUGGACAUGGACGUGGACGUGGACAUGGACGUGGACAUGGACGUGGACAUGGACGUGGACAUGGACAUGGACGUGGACAUGGACGUGGACAUGGACGUGGACAUGGACGUGGACAUGGACGUGGACAUGGACGUGGACAUGGACGUGGACAUGGACGUGGACAUGGACGUGGACAUGGACGUGGACAUGGACGUGGACAUGGACGUGGACAUGGACGUGGACGUGGGCGUGGACGUGGACGUGGACGUGGACGUGGAGAUGGACGUGGACGUGGACGUGGAGGACUUGGACGUGGAGAUGGACGUUGACGUGGACGUUGACGUGGACAUGGACGUGGACGUGGACAUGGACGUGGACGUGGACGUGGACAUGGACGUGGACAUGUACGUGGACGUCGACGUGGAAGUGGACGUGGACGUGGAGAACUUGGACGUGGACAUGGACGUGGACAUGGACGUGGACGUGGACGUGGACGAAGACAUGGUCGUGGAUGUGGACAAGGACGUGGACGUGGACAUGGACGUGGACAUGGACUUAGACGUGGACGUGGACGUGGACGUGGACGUCGUCGUGGACGUGGACGUGGUCUUGGACAUGGACGUGGACGUGGACAUGGACGUGGACGUGGACGUAGACAUGGACGUGGACCUAGACGUGGACGAGGAUGUGGACGUGGACAUGGACGUGGACGUGGACGUAGACAGGGACAUGGACUUGGACAUGGACGUGGACGUGGACAUGGACGUGGACAUGGACAUGGACAUGGACGUGGACGUGAACGUGGACGUGGACAUAGACGUGGACGUGGACGUGGACAUGGACAUGGACAUGUCCACAUCCACGUCUAUGUCCACGUCCACGUCCACGUCCAUGUCCAUGUCCACGUCCACGUCCACGUCCAUGUCAUUUGCACUCUAA
Messenger RNA from Closterium sp. NIES-65, 2379 nucleotides. The record is from the annotation of a GenBank genome assembly. Lineage: Eukaryota; Viridiplantae; Streptophyta; Zygnematophyceae; Desmidiales; Closteriaceae.